UACAUUAUUUUUAAAUUAAGUAUUACUUGAGUCGAUGAAUUAAUAAAAAAUCAAAAAAUCCGCCUAGAAUACAUCGCCCGUUAAAUAUUGCAAUCCUGCUGUCAGUCUUACUCUUACAUGACUCCUGAAACAUAGCUUCGCUUACCCUUUGGCUACACAAUCCUCCCCCUUUUCAUUUCUUACUAACCCCUUCCCCUUUCAAUUCAAUUCCGACACAUUUCACUGCUUCAAUGGGUUCCAGACGCGCCAAGAUUACAAGAGAGGCCAUGCGAAACAUGAUCACAAGGGUCGAUAGAAUCAGCAAUCUCCCAGACUCGCUACUCCUCAUCAUCCUCUCCUUGCUUCCAUUCGAUUUAGCCGUGCGCACCAGUGUUCUGUCCAAGAGAUGGAGGCGUGUUUGCAUGUCACUCUCCAAUGCUCUUUUCGAUGAUAGGUAUGGCCGUUUUUCUGGAGUGCAGUUCAAUACUUCUGUCGAUAGGUUUGUAAUGUGUAGGCCUCGUGAUUUGUAUAUCGAUUCGUUCGGUUUGGAAUGCGGAGGGCGCGUUGAUUCUGAUUUUGUGGAUAAGUGGGUUGAUAAAGUACUUAAGCACCGAGUGAAAGAUUUGACGCUAGGGUUUAGCUUUGAAGGUGUUCCAUAUCGAUUAAUUCAUGAUGUGUAUGCCUAUGGAAAAUUCGAAGCUCUGAGGCUUAAACGGGGAAUAUUGGUUAUUAUUUCGGAUGUUUUGAGAUUUUCGAGGCUGAAGGUUCUUGAGUUCCGGGAAGUUACUUUCUCGACUUAUGAGUCAGUCAAGGAGAUCUUGGUGAACUGUCCGGUGCUUGAGGAUUUAGUGAUUCAGAGGUGUAAAUGGCUUAGCGGCGGGGACCAUCUCUAUGUUUGUGGAUCGGUGUUGAAGAAUUUGGUGUUGAAAUGUAAUGAGUAUUUUUUAAUAGAAAAUCAACAUCGGAUUAGUAUAGAUACACCGGCGUUAGAGACUCUCCGAUUUGGAGACUCUACGUGGGCUAAUCUCUCUAUUGAGGGCAGUUGGUUGUCCCUCGGGACGGCUCAUAUCUCUGUUGAGUCGGUUGCUUCUGUGUUUAAGCUUCUUCAUAAAUUUUGUAAUGUCAAGUUUUUGACUUUGACAGAUAAGAAGCUUAUGGUACUCAAUCGUAUAUCUGAUCUCAAUUUGCCUAUAUUGCCUAGUUUGAUUGAGUUAGAGCUCCGUGUAAAUCGUUGGACUUGUUGGACUGUACUGCCAAAAAUACUUGGAAGCUCACCCAACCUUCAAAGUCUUGAACUUUCAUAUGAGGUUAAUUUAAAAAUCGACGGCGAAGAUAGUUAUCGUGAAUUGUGGAGUAGCCCACGACUAGUUCCAACAUGCUUGUCCUCAAAUCUGAAAACAAUACAGAUUGGAAUAUUCAAUGAAACAAAGCAAGAGUUCUCACUUGUUCAAUACUUGCUCCUGCAUGGGAGAGCUUUGAGAGAGAUGUCGCUUUACUGUUCGAUUGAUUGUUCCGAAUGGAAAAAGUUUAGGAUCCGGAAGAAGCUACUGAAGUUUCACAGAGGUUCAAAGACUUGCAAGAUUAAUGUUGAUUAAUAUGGCUGUGUCCCUUAUGGUAACAACAUAGUCGAGAAGAGAGAAGAGAGGAGAAGAGAGGUCUGCUGCUAGCUGCUCCUGAGGAAUCAUGAUAUACCUUGAGCAAGAGCUGCACUCAUCAGUUUCCUCAUUUUAUUCUGAAAACAUUUUUAUUUGGUUGGAUUUGUUGAACAUGUUUUCUAUAUAUCAGUAUAAUACUAGAUCAACUUCUGCCUUUUUGUUAAUGUUUAAUACUGGAGCGUGUGGUGGUGUUUUCAAGUAAAAUUACUGUUACCGAACAAUGAAACAAA
This is a messenger RNA of Daucus carota subsp. sativus, 1864 nucleotides long. Its product is annotated as probable FBD-associated F-box protein At1g32375. Lineage: Eukaryota; Viridiplantae; Streptophyta; Magnoliopsida; Apiales; Apiaceae. Bases 231 to 1574 code for a protein of 447 amino acids. The record is from RefSeq and is a predicted model, not a curated record. The transcript has 4 exons. Gene Ontology annotation, molecular function: protein binding.